Diceros bicornis minor is the source of this 7910-nucleotide messenger RNA. It is a transcript of the gene LCOR, whose product is annotated as ligand dependent nuclear receptor corepressor. Lineage: Eukaryota; Metazoa; Chordata; Mammalia; Perissodactyla; Rhinocerotidae. Bases 324 to 2114 code for a protein of 596 amino acids. Gene Ontology annotation, molecular function: DNA binding. The record is from RefSeq and is a predicted model, not a curated record. The transcript is spliced from 8 exons.
UGUGGAGACUUGCCCCGCGGCGCUGCCAUUUGGCCGGGGCGCCGCCGCCGGCCCCGCACAGCCCAGCUGGAGGACGGGGGGCAGCGGGCGUGCUGGGCCGCGACUCCACUCCCUCCUCCGUUCUCGCCGGCGCCUUCCCCGUCCCGCGCCGCCCCUCCCCCACGCGUGGCGGCGGCGCGCACCCCCGUCCCCGCGUGCACGCGCGGCGGGCGGGCGGGCGCCCGGCGCUCGGGCGUGUGCGAGGCGUGAGGUGGAGAUGGGGGCGGAGGGAGCCGGAGCUGUCACAGGCCCCGGGUCCGCCUGACCGAGCCAAGUGGGGUGUCAUGGCCGCGGGGGGCAGCGGCUGCACUUCCUCUGCGGGCGGAGGCGGCGGCGGCGGCCGGGGAGUUAAUCCUCGACGCUCGGGUCGGUCCCGUUUCCCUCUGUGCGGCGGCCGGCGGGACCAUAAGGGCUUAACUCAUAUAUUUAACCCCCCUCCAAAAAGAUUUGAAAGUAUUCUUGAAGGGCUGUUUGGACCUGCAUUAUUAAAAGAUCUCAGUUUAUUUAAAGACUGUGAACCUGAAAGCAUUUCUGAUUGGACCUUUGAUGAAAAUUGUCUGUUCUGUUGCUUGAGAAGAGAUAAAGUAAAGGGACACUUAGUCGGUCUGGAUGAACCAGCUUCGGGAGCUGGGCAAGAAGCUCUGCUUAAACAAGAGCAAGCAAAAAUCAUUCGAUUCGAGAGACAAGCAGAAGAGUUCCUCAAUGCAGUCUUUUAUAGAAAAGACAGUCCCUGGGUCUCCGACCCCAAUAUUCCCCUAGUGGCCCGUGAGAUCAUGCAGCGAAUGAUCCAACAAUUUGCUGCUGAAUAUACCUCAAAAAAUAGCUCUACUCAGGACCCCAGCCAGCCCAAUAGCACAAAGAACCAAAGCCUGCCGAAAGCAUCUCCAGUCACCACCUCUCCCACGGCUGCAACUACUCAGAACCCUGUGCUCAGCAAACUUCUCAUGGCUGACCAAGACUCACCUCUGGACCUUACUGUCAGAAAGUCUCAGUCAGAACAUAGCGAACAAGACGGUGUACUUGAUCUAUCCACUAAGAAAAGUCCAUGUGCUGGCAGCACUUCCCUGAGCCAUUCUCCAGGCUGCUCCAGUACUCAAGGGAACGGGCGACCUGGGAGACCCAGCCAGUACCGCCCGGACGGACUUCGGAGUGGUGAUGGGGUACCUCCAAGAAGCUUACAGGAUGGAACCAGGGAAGGUUUUGGACACUCCACAUCACUCAAAGUUCCAUUGGCUCGAUCCCUGCAGAUUAGUGAAGAACUACUGAGCAGAAACCAAUUGUCCACAGCUGCCAGCCUUGGACCAUCUGGAUUACAGAAUCAUGGACAACACUUAAUAUUAUCCAGGGAAGCCUCUUGGGCAAAACCACAUUAUGAGUUCAACCUCAGUCGUAUGAAGUUCAGGGGAAAUGGUGCACUCAGCAACAUCAGUGACCUUCCUUUUCUUGCAGAAAACUCUGCCUUUCCAAAAAUGGCACUUCAAGCAAAACAAGAUGGAAAAAAGGAUGCGAGCCAUUCAUCUCCUGUAGAUUUAAAGAUACCACAAGUUCGAGGAAUGGAUCUUUCUUGGGAGUCUCGCACUGGUGAUCAGUACAGCUAUAGCUCUUUGGUAAUGGGUUCACAAACGGAGAGCGCGCUUAGUAAAAAAUUAAGGGCUAUUCUUCCAAAACAAAAUAGGAAAAGCACGUUAGAUGCUGGACCCGAUUCUUGGGGCUCAGAUGCUGAGCAGUCUACCUCUGGACAGCCAUAUCCCACAUCGGAUCAAGAAGGAGACCCUGGCUCCAAGCAGCCUCGGAAGAAAAGAGGGCGUUACAGACAGUACAACAGUGAGAUACUGGAGGAAGCAAUCUCAGUGGUUAUGAGUGGAAAAAUGAGUGUUUCCAAAGCUCAGAGUAUUUAUGGGAUUCCCCACAGUACACUGGAGUACAAAGUAAAAGAGAGGCUGGGCACUUUGAAAAACCCUCCAAAGAAAAAGAUGAAAUUAAUGAGGUCGGAGGGGCCAGAUGUUUCUGUAAAGAUUGAAUUAGAUCCCCAGGGAGAGGCAGCACAAAGUGCAAAUGAAUCAAAAAACGAUUAGGAAUACUAUAGAGUGCCAAUUACUGUACAAACUGGGUGAGCACUACUGCAUUGUUCAACUAUCAUUGCUUGCACCUAACUUCACUUACUGUGACACUUGUUUCUUUGCAUAUUUUGCAUUGACUUGUGUGUACAGAGGUGAAAGGUGCAUUCUGAAUGUUGCAUAUUUUAAAAUUUUCAUGUGCAGUAUGGCUCGGGAUAUUGUUUGGCCUUUUGCAUGUUUCUCUACAAAAGAGAAUUGAGUUACCUCACAGAGAACAGAUACAUGGAAGUGGACUCCUUGCCUGUAGAGCCUGCAUGCUUUUCUUUCUUUCUUUUUUUUCUUAAGUUAUAUUUGCCUUUAUUUAUUAAAAAAAAAGGCCCCCUUUUAGAAACCACCUCUGUCAUACUGGGAGCUUUAUCAUUACAAAUUGGAAAGCCAUCUUAUAAAAUUAUUCAUGUUUUUUCUUCUACGAUUAAACUAAAUGAAGGAUUAAACUAAAGAAAAAACUCUUAAGAACAAUGAACCUUUAAGAAAUUUGGUUAUUCAGUGAUAAAUAAUUAUUUGGGUCAACUUACAUUCUAUGAUUUUCUUCUCACUAUUAAAUUUGCUUAACAAAUUAGCAGUCUAUUUAGUGCUCACCCAGAGGGGAAGGAGGUGGAAAAUGUGCACACACUACCUUCAGAAAUGUUUCGGUUAAUUACUUUGUAACACUACCUUUGCUGUAAUUUCAUUUGGGAUUUUCUAAGGGUAGAAUUUGGUCUCACCAACAUGUGAGGAUGUAGCCUUAUCUCAUGGAGGACGAGCUCCGUUCUUAACUCAGGAGCGGUCAGGGUACAUUACAUAAAACAAUAGAGGAUGCCUCAUUUUAGCAAACUAAGUUUCUUUGUAUUCUUAAAUCCUUUUACAGAUUUGAUCAUGUGCUAAUUAAUGACUGAAUACCACUAGUUUAAAAUAUUCAAGAUCUGUUUAUUGGGGAAUGGGAGAAAUGUGUAUAAGUAAUUAUAAUAUUACAAAAGUGGUAUCUAGAUUUUACAGCCUCAGUAGUCUGCCCAAAUAUCCACAUGAACGAAGGAUCCAUGUUUGUGGUGAGAGAAAAAAAAACCACCUCAAGGUAACCUAGUAUGAUUUAGGUUGCAUUUCAGUUCUAACAAUAAUUCAAUCAGAAAUCAAGCUCAUCAGAGUUUCUUUUUUAACCAAUCCAGAUACUAGUACGAGGAGGGAGGGGUCGGUUUUUAGUUUUUAUUUAAUGUGUAGCUUUGAAAUUUUUUUUUCUUUUUUUGGCAUCCUACAUAAUAUCCCCUUCUUCACUUUUUCUGAUUUUUAUGGUUGUUUAGCACACAGUUCAGGACGUUUCAGCUCAUGUUUGUACAAACGCUCCUUGAAGAAUAUCUAAGCUUUUUUUUGAGAUGGGUUUUUAAAAUUAUAGUAAUUAAGUUUGGAACGUUUAUUUUCUACACUUUUUUGCAAGAAUAAAGCCCAUGAAAUUUAAUUUUGCAUUGUGACCAAAUUAAAAUUACUGUUUGUGCAAAACAAAAUCCACACCACAUACACCCUGUAUAUUCUAAUCUGCUGAGAAAGGUGGUCACGCCCUUCUAAAUGCUUAACCAAAAACAAACCAAAAACAUCAUUGGAGUUUUUGUAUAAAAUAAAAUCAAACUUGGAGUGUUAGUUAAAUCGAGGCUGAUGGUUAACAGUUUGAAGAGAAGUAGGUCCAGAUAUUCCCAAGGCAUAUAUUCAUUCUUGCCUGAAAACUUUGGAGCAGUUAAUUAGGCUAAGGAUACUUUUCCCUCAGCAACCUAUGUGUUCAAAGGUUAGGCACACCAUUGCUGUUAUUAAAAUACAUGCACUGCUCAUUCUUGACCUAGCCUGGGCUUGGGUUCCUCUUUUGGUUUGGUUAUUUUGUGUAGCAGUGUAAUCAGUGGCUGACUGAGCCUGUUUCCUCUUAGCUUUCUAGUCUUCUCGACAGAAAAAACAGUUUGGGUUCAGAGUAUAUGAUUCUGCAAUAUUUUCUAGCCUAGCUGGAAGUUGCAGUAAAAAUACUUUAUGAAAUGUAUGGUUUUCAUCUGCAGUUGAAGGAAGUUGUAGAAAGUUUGCUGAAAGCAAAAGGCUAAGCUUAUGAAGGAAUGCCUCCUUUGUUCCACACUCAGUAAUUUGUCACACACAAUUAAUUGCAGUCAUGGUACCUUUUUGCAUGAUAUUUGGGGUAUUAAGUGGCCCAAGAUUACUGCAAAAACGUCCUUUGAGCAAUUAAUUUGUGCUUGCUUUUAUCCCCUCUCAGAAAGGCAUCAUUUAAAGGCCCAUUUAAAAAUCUGGCCCUAAAAGUCCAGCUUUUGUAGAGUUUUACUAUUCAGAGAGGUUUAAUCCUAUGUGGUAGUCUAUAAAGUGAUGUAUGAGUUGAGUUAUGUAAAUUUUGUCAUUGUAGUGUACAUGGAGUGAUCAUUUUACUAACAUAAAUAUUUUCUAUGUGUGUUUCAGUGGAUGACAAUCGAGCAGCAGAAGAAUGGUGUGCCUACCCUUUAAUGCUGCAGUUUAAAUAAGAGAACUUGUAUUGUGUCAUUUCAGAUUGUAGGCUGAGAGUUGUAAAUAGUGAAAAUUUGAGUACUUCUGUUAUUUGUUUUGGUUAGAAAGUGAAUUUAAAAAACAAACCAAACUCUAAACUUUUCUCAGAUUAAAAGUCCUGAGACCUGAAGAUUGUAAUAUUCAUGUCUGUGAAGCUUUUAAACAUUACACUUGAGAUCAGUCAUGACUUGAUAUUCAGGUAAAUUUUCUUUUCCAAGAAGCUUUUGAAUAAGCAUAUUUCCUCCAAAGGUCGGUCGGUCUCUCUCUCUCUCGUUUUACCUUUUUUGAGUGUAGAUUAUUUUAAAGCACUAAUUGCAUUACAUUGGUAACUGCAAUAUAAAAUAGCCAUUAUUGUUUUGUGAAGCAUGGUUGAAAUUAGAUAGUGGUCCCUUUUAAAUUUCAUGAGCCUCUCAAAAAAAAAAAAAUUUAAAAAAAUACAGAAAGCUGCUGAAUAUUUCAAAAGAUAUAUAUUUUACCUUAUUGUAGGUUUUGUAAAGUUAGUUUGUAAUAUUCAGGUGCACUUUUAAUGUUCAAUUUUGUGUUCAGAGUUCCAUUAUACCAUGUAUUUCUCGGAGGUGGCUCAUCACAUGGCUGGCUGUCAGUUUUGGUGCCGCAGUGAUCCCUUAAUAUUUGAUUUCUCUCUUGAUUUGCCACUAUUCUGUAUUGGCACUUUCAGUGUAGAUAUUCUAGUUUGGGGACGUCCUCAUAAAUGUGUAACAGAGAUUGGUCUAUUCGCAUGCUUAAUUUCUGCUACUCAGAGUUUUGCAUGGCCUGAACAACAGUUGACCAUUUUUGUGGUAUGGGAAAGUAUAGUUCACAACUGUCUUUGUCACAAAAGCCUUUCUCCUUGCAUUUUCCAGUAGGCAGAUGAUGACAUUACUCAAACUAUAUGAUAUUAGUCUCCUAACUAAUGUUAGGAGAUAAUGUAUUUAAAGUCAAUUCUUUCAUUUUUUAUGAGAAAACAUUGAUAUUAUAGAGUAGAUAAGCUAUGGCACUAUAAAAGUCAAGAACACAAUAAUUCUGUGGAAGGAUAUCUAGUUGGUAUUUUUAUCAUUAGCUUUCUCAUUUUUGAGACAGGAGAGUCAUCAAGCUUGACAACAAUGUAAUGUAUUAUAUUACUUUGUUCAUUAGGCUUACAAGUGACUCUGAACUAUGUUUGUGAUGAGCUAUACACUUUUUCUGUUCCCCAAAUACCGUGAAGGACAAGGUCUCUCUUUCAGGAAAAAUAAUUUAUAUUUGUGUAUAAUAGUUUUUAAUAUUAAGUUUGUUGUUAUUCCGAGGUUUAGAUGUUGCUUGAUAAACCUUUGCUGCAGCAGAUCAUGAAUAUGAGUAAGGCUUUGUGUGAUAAUAGGGGUCCUUAUGUGAAGUUAAUUACUGUUCAGUUCUGGUGAGCAAGCUCAACAAGUGUGAAGUGUGUAUUAGCUUUAUUUGGUACACUUUUACUUUACAAUAUUGAAGUGCUUUUAGAACUCUAGUUAUCUUAUAUAAACCAUUACCUCAACCAAUUGGCAUUUCCAUUCCCCAACAUUUUACCUGAGCUAUAUGGCAUCAGAUAGUAAAACAAUAAGGCACAAUGAGAAGUUUAGUUCCCAAUUUUCUGGAGAGAACUCUAAAUUAGGCUAAAAAUGACUACCUGCAAAGGCCCAUAUCAUAACUACCUUCUGUCAUUAGGCAGUACGCAGCAACCUUUGAGCUGCUAGUGAGCUGUCUGUGUGUUCUCCCCCUGUCCCAAGUAAGCACAUGGUGCGAGGCCUGGUUCUAACCGUUUGUGAUUCUCUUACGUUUCAUUGACCCAUAAUCUGAUCCAUGAUAGUGAAGCUUGGAUUCAGUUAAUUAUUUUUAUAAAACAAAUAAAUGAGUCAACCCAAUGUCAGAACCUGAAAUUAUCUUGAGUAGUUACAGCAGACAUAUGACAGUUCAGUGUCAUUUUCUUUAAGAGCUGUUAUCCCUGUAGAUUUAAUUUUGAAACCACAGAUUUUUGCUUUUGUAAUUUUAUUUCUUUAACUAAAUGCCAGAGGUUGUUUUCAUAUGAACCACCCUUAUCUAUAUAUUCAGGUUGCUGUCAUUGGUGAUAGAAUAUGGCAAUAUACUGAAUUGCUCCGCUUAAUCUUUUAUGGGAGACAUUAUAGGAGACAUUGAAGUUAUAAAUUUUUACUUUCAUGAAGAUAUCAAAGAUUGUUUUCCUUGCUACCUUUCCAUUAUAAUUAGAUCUUCAUUAAUACUAUGGUCAGGCCAGUAUUAUUAAAAACUUAACGGCUUUAGCCAAACAGCGCAGUUAGGAGACUAUUAAGUUAUAUAGGAAUUUUUUUAAAGAUCUGAUUGCUUUCAAACUCUGCUGAAAAGGAAACAAGUGUAAUUGUGGUGCAAAGAAUGCAGACCUCCAAAGUCUUCUUAGUUUUUCUGGAUUCAUUCUGUCCCUGAGACUUGAGUAGGAUUUGUGAACAUGGUGACUGAAGGGAAAAUAGAGGAAAUUCUUUGCAUAUCCUCUGUCUCUUAUUCCCAGAUAAACUCACAGUUGUCUUUUAAAGAAGCAGACGUUAGCCCUGUAGCUGUGUGCCCUAAGUGUUAUGAAGAAGAUUGGGGAGAGAAGUGGGAAGUAGUAUGGGGAAAGUAUGUAGACUUGAGAAAAGGCUAAAAAUUCUGUCCUACUAUACUAAAAAUGAGUCACAGGAUAGAUAACGUGGUUAAAGUUGGGCCAUCUUUAUUUGAUAGUGAGAAAAAUCUUUUAGAUUGAAAAUGAGAAUCAAGGCUAAUUAAUGUUGACUGGUCAAAAAAAUAAAACAUGAGUUAAUUCUGCAACUGUUUGGGGGGUAAUUUUAAGGUUUCCGGUUCAUUUAGAGCUGUAUCAAUAAAAGCCGAAAAGCAAGCACUUUUAGUUAAUCAUAGAUUUAUUGGAUGUAGCAAAUAUAAUCAUAAUUAUACAUCUUUAUUGUUUGAAUAUGGAAAUGAACUCUUUACGCCAUCUUGAACUGUCAUUGAACAGGCUCAAGAUGAUCUUUUCAACACUGGAAAUGACCCUACACACAUACCAAAAAAAUCUAAAGCAGUAAGACAUAUUUGAAGAUCCAUACCUCUUAGACUUUUUAGAUUUGUCUUGGAAAAGAAUUUAUGAACCUGUAACCAGUAUUAGUGCAGUCUUGGGUUCCUUGUUCUGCAUAAUUGCACCCUUUCUCAGGUAUGUCCUGAAAACAUAAAUUUUAAAAUAAUCUCUUUAGAGAUUAGAUUCUCAGUGGAUAGUGUGUAAGGGGACUGGGG